Messenger RNA from Durotheca rogersii, 2100 nucleotides. Its product is annotated as nucleosome assembly protein-domain-containing protein. The record is from RefSeq and is a predicted model, not a curated record. Gene Ontology annotation, biological process: nucleosome assembly. The coding region runs from base 502 to 1704 and encodes 400 amino acids. Gene Ontology annotation, molecular function: histone binding; chromatin binding. Lineage: Eukaryota; Fungi; Ascomycota; Sordariomycetes; Xylariales; Xylariaceae. The transcript has 5 exons. Gene Ontology annotation, cellular component: chromatin; nucleus.
GGGAACCAGCCCCCGUACCUGCGCCGCGCAUCCGGACCUGCCCCGCGUCCCUUUUUUUUUUUUCUCGUGCGUUUUCUUCGGUUUCUCUGGUUCGCUGGUGCAAGCUGCGACCUGCAUUGGCCCGCUUUCCGUCUGCUUAUUGGGGUCAACCUUGAAAAAAAGCAGAGAGGGAAAGCACAAUCGAAUCGAUAAUUAUCCUAUCAGCAGGCUCAACGUAACGGGUUAUUACACGAUAUACGCCUGACCCCACAGCGGCUAUGAGUAGAAAGAAUAGUAGCAGACGGACCCCUCACGGACUACAGGUGAGGUACCUGCUACCUGGACCUCCUAGCCAACCUACCUGCAGUGGGAUAGGCCAGAGGUAAGAGGUAGGUAUGCGCAACUCACGAUCCGCGGCUUAUCGCUGCUGUCCGUAACAACUACAGACGACUUCCACCCGCUCCCUAGCGUUGUCGUUUGCUACCUCCUGCCUGCUUGCCAAGGCUGGUAGCCGGGGAGCCAAUGACGGCACACGGUCUGGUCGAUAAAGAUUUUUUUUUUCUUGCCAAUCAGAUUACAUUUCUCGAUCCCAGAUUCUCUAUCCUCGCAUACAAAUAUCGGAGGUUGCUGCUGUGUUGGCCCCUCGCCUCUCAGACAUCGUUACGGGCCAGGAGCCGGCCUUCGAACAAUAACACCGCCGCAAUGACGGACAAUCUCGAUAAAUCCGAGGUAGCCACGGCUAUGUACGAAGAGCUCGUGGAGCUCGAGAGGGAAUUCGAGGACGUCGAGGCGGAAAUCAUUCGCCAGCAAGUUGCCCUGACCAAGAAGCUUUAUGAAAAGAGGGCGACGCUGGUCGCCAAGAUCCCCAACUUCUGGCCCUUAGUCUUGGAGCAGGCGCCGCCCGACAUUGACCAGUACAUCCACCCCGCCGACUCCGCCGUGCUCCUAUCUUCCCUCACCUCUAUCUCGGUAUCUCACUUCGAGAUCGAUGGCGGCAAGGGCGACCCCCGCAGCGUGGCCAUCAAGAUGGAGUUUGCCGAGAACGAGUGGUUCGAAGACAAGGUCCUCGAGAAGAAGUUCUGGUAUCGCCUUUCCAAGGAUGUCGAGGCCGGCCUUGUCAGCGAGCCCGUCCCCAUCAAGUGGAAGGAGGGCAAGGACCUGACUCACGGCAUGCUGGACCUCGUUGUGAAGAUCUGGGAGCAGGACAAGAAGCGGGCCAACCGCGACAGCACCAAGAUCAAGAAGGAGGCAGACUACACGCCCGACGAGAAGGCGCUGAAGGAGAAGAUCGAAGCCACCGGUAUCGGUGCCGUUUCCUUCUUCGGUUGGUUUGGAUACCGGGGCCUCGACGUGUCCGCGGAGGAGAGCCGUCUCGCGACGGAAGAGGACCGAAAGAAGCGUGCCGACAGAGCCGCCGGCAAGGUCCCGGAACCCAAGAACGAGCCACAGGGGGCUGACGAAGGCGACGAGGACGAGGAUGACGACCCUCUGGCCCUCGAGGUCUUCCCCGACGGCGAUGAACUCGCUCUCGCCAUCAGCGAGGACCUCUGGCCGAACGCCCUCAAGUACUUUACGAACGCUCAGGAAGCCGACUAUAGUGACGUGGACUUUGAGGACGGAGACGAUGAGGAUGAUGAAGAGAUGGCUGACGACGACAACGACGACGAUGAAGAGAAGCCCAAGGGCAGCAAUGCCGUGCCUCCGGCUAAGAAGCGGAAGGCUUAAACUUUCCGAUGCGAAAGGAUAAAGGAAAGCCCAUAUCUCGCGGCCGUGGCCGUUGUUUGCGGAUACGUGGGCAUAAUAGCGAUACGAAGGAUUGGACUCCCCUUGUCCCUUAGUAGGCGAUGACGAUAGCGAUGCCUUAGAGGUCACAAAUGCCUGUGUCUUAUGUAUACGAUACCACCCCUAAAAGUUAUUUCAUUUUUUUAUUCCACUCGGCUCAUCGGCCUAGUGGCAGUAGACGACGGGUGGAAAUUGAUAGAGAAGAAUUAUCUAGUGCGUGUCUCACACGGAAGCAUGAGCUAGUUGCCGAACCGAGUAAAUGGCAACUCGUCGCACCUGAUACACGAAUCUCGAUAAGGGCGUUUGAAACCGCCUGGCUCUGUGGUCCUGCUCCUGCAA